CGGAAAACCACACAUAGCAAAUCAAGAAGCUCUUUUCCAGCCAGAACUCUGCGCCUCACAAGACAAUGAAUCGGCCAGGUCAACCACAACGAGCAGGAAGUCUCGCCCCUCCAGGCAGCCUCGCCUCCCAGUUCCGCUCACCAUAUCCCACAUCCCAGUUCUCGAUGCCACAACGGAGUUAUCCAUCACCAGGCAUACAGCCGCAAAACACGCAUCGCGCCUCCGCACAACCACAAUCCCCUUUCAUGCCGACGCGCACACAGGGACAGGCAGGCGGGUACCCUUUCAAUCAAGUCGCGGGUCCGCCAGGACAGAAUGGUCCUCCACCCUCUGCUUCAGCAACGAGCGACGUAGGCUUCGAUCCAAGCGACUUCCCAGCACUUGGGUCACUAUCUGCAAGCAACCAGCCAAAUGCAUCGAAUCAGAACAACUCGGGGGGAAACGGCGCGACCCCAGGUGCCGGCGCGACGCCGACGAGCUAUGCCAGCCAGGCAGGUCAGAGCGGCUCGGCGGUCCCGCCUGGUGGGCAGCAGGGCCGAGAUUUCGGUCCUGAGGAUUUUCCAGCACUGGGAGGCUCACAACCUACUCAGCAGCUAGGUGGUGGCGUGCAAGGCCAAGGACAACCCCCGAAUCCGGCACAGGCAUCCGAAUCACAGAAUAUGUUACAUCCACCGGGACUGAAUGGCUUUAAUGACCAGCAUCGGACGAGUCUGUUAGGCUCGCUGAACAUUGGCACACAACAGGUGGUCGGUGGAGUGUCGCCAUCUACGCAACAGCCAGGUACGCCGGGCAUGCUCAAUCUCCGUGGCAUACACCCUGGAUUUUCGUCGCAAGAAAUUGAAAAACCAAGGUCAAAUGGGGCACUAACACCAGGCGCUGGUCAUACACCAAACCCCGUCUCUGGUCAGCCACAAUCAGUACAGGCCCAGACGACACCAGUGUCUGCACAACCUCCACAGGGGCAAAACCCCGGGCAAAUUCAACAGCAGAUGCAAUCGCAACAACAGCCUCAGCAACAUUUAAAUGCGCCUCCGGGUGUCUCAUUACCAGGAUCGGGGACAUAUGUCCCCAACGGCGGCCAGCAUCCCAUACAGCAGCAGCAACAACAACAGGCUCUGCCCAGUAUACACCCACAACAGCAGCAACAGGAAGUGCCUCCACAUGCUCAGAACGUGCACACGCCGGGGCAGAUACAGCAACAUCCAGAGACACCUGCACAGCAGGUGCUCAUGUCGGCAGCAGACCGAUGGGGGCUCCUCGGGCUCAUUGCGAUGAUUAAGAACGCGGCUAUCGACGCGGAUGGUGGUCUCAGUAGCGUAGGCACGGACCUCGGUGCGGUGGGGCUUGACAUGGGCUACGAAGGUAACUUGUACUCAACGUUCAUCACGCCGUGGGCAGACCAAUCCGCAGCUCACACUGUAGAACCGGACUUUCACCUGCCGUCGUGCUAUAACGUCCAGCCGCCGCCGCCGGGGCCGAGUAAAGCGGCUGCGUUCAGCGAUGAGACGCUCUUCUUCAUGUUUUACUCGAGUCCGCGAGACGCGCUGCAGGAAGUCGCGGCUCAGGAACUAUGGAAUCGCAACUGGAGAUACCACAAGGAUCUCCGGAUCUGGAUAACCAAAGAGAGCGGCUCCGCGCCUUCGUCCAAGAUCCCCGGCGGUGAGGCAGGCACGUACACGUGGUGGGAUCCCGAAUCGUGGUGCAAAGAGCGCAAGGAGAUGAACGUCCGGUACGCGGACCUCGAGGAGAAAACCGUCCCCGCAUUCGCCAUGGGGCCCGGGCUCGUCCCCGCACAGGGUGGCCAGGGCCAUUUGCCCAACGCUGGCCAGCAACAACAGCAGCAGCAGGGCCUCGGUGCCCAGCAACGUCUGCAGCAGAUGGCUGUCGCAGGCGGCAUAUAAGGACUUGGAGUAACGCCUCUUCGCGAGAAGGCGUAGUGAACGUUCCUUAACCAGAGUAGUUUUCUGUUUGCCUUUUUCUCUCUCACUCAAGCUCAAGACGCAUAUCAUCAAUGUUUGCCUGUCGCGUUUCACGCACGGAUGCGAUGUUUGUAUCUCUAAUCACCCGCCUCCCCAUUUCAUUAUUCUUCCACAUAAUGUGAUCAGAUCAUAUUAUUUGAUGACACCUAAAU
Molecule: messenger RNA, 2131 nt
Organism: Coniophora puteana RWD-64-598 SS2
Lineage: Eukaryota; Fungi; Basidiomycota; Agaricomycetes; Boletales; Coniophoraceae
Exons: 7
Coding region: 66-1901 (611 amino acids)
Biological process (GO): nuclear-transcribed mRNA poly(A) tail shortening; regulation of DNA-templated transcription
Cellular component (GO): P-body; CCR4-NOT core complex
Source: RefSeq, a predicted model, not a curated record